This is a messenger RNA of Cololabis saira (Pacific saury), 1582 nucleotides long. RefSeq names its product serpin peptidase inhibitor, clade E (nexin, plasminogen activator inhibitor type 1), member 1 (gene serpine1). The record is from RefSeq and is a predicted model, not a curated record. NCBI's taxonomy places the organism in Eukaryota, Metazoa, Chordata, Actinopteri, Beloniformes, Belonidae. Bases 73 to 1248 code for a protein of 391 amino acids. Gene Ontology annotation, molecular function: serine-type endopeptidase inhibitor activity. The transcript is spliced from 9 exons. Gene Ontology annotation, biological process: negative regulation of endopeptidase activity; negative regulation of plasminogen activation; negative regulation of vascular wound healing.
CAGAAGCAGCAGCAGCAGCAGCAAGCAGAUCUGAACCUCAGAAACCACUGCAUUGAACCUCCGACCUCCAGCAUGCUUGGUGUGAGUAUUUUCCUGGCGCUGACCCUCUGCACAGUGGGACUGGGAUCGUUGCAGGACCGGCAGACGGACUUUGGUCUGAAGGUCUUCUCCGAGUUGGCCCAGCGCUCUCCGGACAGUAACCUGGCCUUCUCCCCGUACGGCGCGGCCUCGGUCAUGGCCAUGGUUCAGCUGGGAGCAGAGGGCGACACCCGGAGGAACCUGACUGCAGCCAUGGGCUUCUCUCUGAGAGAGCGAGGGAUGCCUCGCCAGCAGCGCCUCCUGCAGCGAGACCUGUCCAGCGAGGACGGGGUGGACAUUGCCAGCGCGGUGAUGGUGGAGAGGAAGAUGCACCUGGAGAAGGGGUACCGCCGGGCCCUGGCCAAGACCUUCCAGACCCACCCCCACCAGGUGGACUUCACCAAGCCCGACCAGGCCGUCAGCAUCAUCAACACCUGGGUCUCCGACCACACCGCAGGUACCAUCCCAGAGUUCCUAGCACCUGGAUCCCUGACGGAUGAGACCCGCCUGGUUCUCCUCAACGCCCUUCACUUCCAGGGCCUCUGGAAGGUUCCCUUUGACCCCAGGCUGACGCAGGAGAGGAUGUUUCACUGCGCCAACAACAACCGCGUGCCUGUGCACAUGAUGAGACUCACCAACUCCUUCAACUACGGUGAGUUUGUGACCCGUGAGGGCGUGGACUACGAUGUGAUCGAGGUGCCGUACGAGGGCGGCUCACUGAGCAUGCUCCUGGUGUCUCCGUUUGAGCCGGAGGUGCCGCUGAGCAGCCUGAGCUCCGAUCUGAGCAGCCAGAGGAUCAAGCAGUGGAGGUCUGAGAUGAGGAACGUCAAGAAGCAGCUGGCCAUGCCCAGGUUCUCUCUGAGCUCCGAGGAGAACUUGAAGACGGUUCUGCAACACAUGGGACUGGGAAGCAUGUUCAACCUGGCCACCGCUGACUUCAGCCGCAUCACCUCUGACGAGAGGCUCAGCGUCUCCAAGAUCCUGCAGAAGGUGAAGAUCGAGGUGAACGAGCGAGGAACCAAGGGCUCGGCCGCCACAGGGGCCAUCAUGUUCUCCCGGAUGGCGGUGGAGGAGAUCACCCUGGACCGGCCCUUCCUCUUCCUCAUCCAGCACCAGCCCACAGGUACCGUUCUGUUCGCGGGCCACUUCAACCAGCCGCAGCCGUCCUAACGCCCCCGAAGACGCUCCCCCCACCCACCAUGUAAGACUACUGCCGCUCGUGACGCUGAGCCCGAGCUCCCAUGAUGCAUCGCUCCGCCAUCGCUGCACCUCCGGCCCUGGACUCCCCUCUGGAAACUGGCUGCACCUUUGCAGCAGGACUGAGCUCCCGUUUAUUUAUUUCCCUGGUUGCUGGAGGUGAACCAGGGGUCCCGUACACAAACACUGAUGUCGUCUGCAUUUUUGUCAGAAAUUAUGUUUCUAUGCUGCUUGUUAUAUUUGUGAUGUUACAAAGCUGGAUGUGUAUUUUUGCAGGAUUUAUAUUUAUUAAAGUGAUAACUUUGCA